GCAAAAAUAAUCAUACUCAGCCUAGCAAUUGUCUGCCCCUAGGUCUGUUGCUCUGCCGCCGUCCACACUCGCUGCAAGGGAGGGGGCACAGAAUUUACCGCGGCAAGAACAUCCCUCCCAGCCAGCAGAUUACAAUGUUGCAAACUAAGGAUUUCAUCUGGACUUUGUUUUUCCUGGGAACUGCAGUUUCUCUGCAGGUGGAUAUUGUUCCCAGUCAAGGGGAAAUCAGCGUUGGAGAGUCCAAGUUCUUCUUAUGCCAAGUGGCAGGAGAUGCCAAAGAUAAAGACAUCUCCUGGUUCUCCCCCAACGGAGAAAAGCUCACCCCGAACCAGCAGCGGAUCUCAGUGGUAUGGAAUGAUGACUCUUCUUCCACCCUCACCAUCUACAAUGCCAACAUUGAUGAUGCCGGCAUUUACAAGUGUGUGGUCACUGGCGAGGAUGGCAGUGAGUCCGAGGCCACGGUCAACGUGAAGAUCUUCCAGAAGCUCAUGUUCAAGAAUGCACCAACCCCGCAGGAGUUCAGGGAGGGGGAAGAUGCUGUCAUCGUGUGUGACGUGGUCAGCUCCCUCCCCCCGACCAUCAUCUGGAAACACAAAGGUCGAGACGUCAUCCUGAAAAAAGAUGUCCGAUUCAUAGUCCUGUCCAACAACUACCUGCAGAUCCGGAGCAUCAAGAAAACGGAUGAGGGCACUUACCGCUGUGAGGGCAGGAUCCUAGCGCGGGGGGAGAUCAACUUCAAGGACAUUCAGGUCAUCGUGAAUGUGCCACCUGCCGUACAGGCCAGGCAGAGCAUAGUGAAUGCCACCGCCAACCUCGGUCAGUCUGUCACCCUGGUGUGCGAUGCUGAAGGCUUCCCAGAGCCCACCAUGAGCUGGACAAAGGAUGGAGAACAGAUAGAGAAUGAGGAAGAAGAGAAGUACCUCUUUAGCGAUGACAGUUCGGAGCUGACCAUCAAGAAGGUGGAUAAGAAUGACGAGGCUGAGUACGUCUGCAUCGCCGAGAACAAGGCUGGAGAGCAGGACGCGUCCAUUCACCUCAAAGUCUUUGCAAAACCCAAAAUCACUUAUGUAGAGAACCAGACUGCCAUGGAACUGGAGGAACAGGUCACACUCACUUGUGAAGCCUCAGGAGACCCCAUUCCUUCUAUCACCUGGAGAACUUCCACCCGAAACAUCAGCAGCGAAGAAAAGACUCUGGACGGGCACAUGGUGGUGCGCAGCCAUGCCCGAGUGUCAUCCCUGACCCUGAAGAGCAUCCAAUACACAGACGCUGGAGAAUACAUCUGCACUGCCAGCAACACCAUCGGCCAGGACUCCCAGUCCAUGUACCUCGAAGUGCAAUAUGCGCCCAAGCUGCAGGGCCCUGUGGCUGUGUACACUUGGGAGGGGAACCAGGUGAACAUCACUUGUGAGGUAUUUGCCUACCCCAGUGCCACAAUCUCAUGGUUUCGAGAUGGACAGCUGUUGCCAAGCUCCAACUACAGCAAUAUCAAGAUCUACAACACCCCCUCUGCCAGCUACCUGGAGGUGACUCCAGACUCCGAAAAUGAUUUUGGAAACUACAACUGUACUGCAGUGAACCGCAUUGGACAGGAGUCUUUGGAAUUCAUCCUUGUCCAAGCAGACACCCCAUCUUCACCAUCCAUCGACCAGGUGGAGCCAUACUCCAGCACAGCACAGGUGCAGUUUGAUGAGCCAGAGGCCACAGGCGGGGUGCCCAUCCUCAAGUACAAGGCCGAAUGGAGAGCAGUGGGCGAGGAAGUGUGGCACUUCAAGUGGUAUGAUGCCAAGGAAGCCAGCAUGGAGGGCAUCGUCACCAUAAUGGGCCUGAAGCCUGAGACGACGUACGCAGUACGACUGGCAGCCCUCAAUGGCAAGGGCCUGGGCGAAAUCAGCGCAGCCUCCGAGUUCAAGACACAGCCAGUCCAUAGCCCCCUUCCACCAGCUCCUGCUAGCUCUUCCACCCCUGUUCCAUUGUCUCAUCCAGAUACAACCUGGCCUUUUCCUGCCCUUACAACCACAGAACCGGCUAAAGGGGAACCCAGCGCUCCGAAGCUCGAAGGGCAGAUGGGAGAGGACGGCAACUCCAUUAAGGUGAACCUGAUCAAGCAGGACGACGGCGGCUCCCCCAUCAGACACUACCUGGUCAAGUACCGAGCGCUCUCCUCCGAGUGGAAACCAGAGAUCAGGCUCCCGUCUGGCAGUGACCAUGUCAUGCUCAAGUCCCUGGACUGGAAUGCUGAGUAUGAGGUCUACGUGGUGGCUGAGAACCAGCAGGGGAAGUCCAAGGCGGCUCAUUUUGUGUUCAGGACCUCGGCCCAGCCCACAGCCAUCCCAGCGACCUUGGGAGGCUCCUCUGCGUCCUACACCUUUGUCUCAUUGCUUUUCUCUGCAGUGACUCUUCUUUUGCUCUGUUAGGAACUUAAGAACAUGAAAAAAUUAAAUUUGCUUAAAAGCCCAGUUCCUAUGAGCCUCCUUUGGAAGGACAAGUCAGGACCGCCACAGCUGUGCCACCACGCACUCUGUGGAAGAGGAAGGUUUGGCAAUUGGAAAAAGCUGGACCUCCAGACAUUUUACCAUUUACAUAUACUUUUGUGCCACUUCAUAAGGUGUUUACCCCUCUCUUAGUGGCAAUGCAAAAUAUUUUGGAGCUUUUUUCUUUAAACAGUAUUAAAAAAAAAAAAAAACAUUAUGCUAGGUUUACAGAGAUGUUUCUGCAUAUCUGCUACUUGUUGCAUCUUAUGUUCUUACCUGAAAAUGAUGUAGCAGAGGAAGAUUUC
Molecule: messenger RNA, 2779 nt
Organism: Pteropus alecto (black flying fox)
Lineage: Eukaryota; Metazoa; Chordata; Mammalia; Chiroptera; Pteropodidae
Gene: NCAM1
Product: neural cell adhesion molecule 1
Exons: 20
Coding region: 135-2417 (760 amino acids)
Biological process (GO): cell adhesion
Cellular component (GO): membrane
Molecular function (GO): protein binding
Source: RefSeq, a predicted model, not a curated record